GUAGCUCGCCUAUGUCUGUGUUAACUGUGUGCAUGCAGCCGAAUAAGUUCGUGCCAGUUACUUACUGGCGCAAAGGUGGUACCCGUUAAAGUAGUGCUAUCUUUGACGUGUAUAAAUUUUGAUUGUUGUUUGUUUAUAAAGCUUGGUGCGAAGUGUGGACUGUGCGUGUAAGGGAAACGCAAGGAAGGUUAAGUUUGGAUUAAGAUACAGGCUUUCGGUGCCAGUGGCUCCUCCCCCUGGCAGAAGGAUUGAAGGGGAAGGAAGAGCGGUGAAGGAAAAGGACUGGAGAGGUUAAGGAAAAGAGAUAAGAGUUCAGAAAAGUCACCCAGAACCCCUGGUCAGGGGAGACUUACCGGGCAGGAUGACGACGAGAUGGCGUUCUGGCUUGGUGGUGGCGGUGUGAAACGUAAGAUGAAGGAUGUAAUCGAUGUAAUGCAGAUGCAGAGGGAUAAGAUGAAGCCACUACCUGUGGUAGACUAUAGGCAGUCAGAGGGCACUUUCAUUACUGUUAGAUUUAUUUUUGAAUGUGGUGUGAAGCUGGAAGCACAGCCAUUGACCAUAGCAACUGCAGCUGUUUUAUUCCACAGAUUUUUCAAAGAGACUGACAGUAGUGGAUAUGAUUGUUAUUUAAUUGCUGCAACAACAUUAUACCUUGCUGGAAAAGUGAAAGAUGAUCCCCUGAAGAUACGAGAUGUUAUUAAUGUGACACAUAAUACUCUGCAUAGAGGUUCAGCACCUUUGGAGCUUGGAGAUGAGUACUGGAACAUGCGUGAUGCCAUAGUUCAAGCAGAAUUGUUGAUCAUGAGAAUGCUGAAGUUCGAGGUCACUGUGACACACCCUCACAAGUAUAUGCUUCAUUACUUGAAAACACUGGAAGGAUGGUUUGACAAAGAGGAGUGGAAAAAGGUUCCUCUGGUGAAGGCAUCGGCGGCCUUUUUGCAGGAUUUCCAUUAUGACCCAGCAGUACUGGACUAUGAACCUCAGCAUAUAGCUGUUGCAUGCAUAAAUCUGGCACUUCAGUGCUAUGGUGUCCAGGUACCAUUGACAGAUGAAGGAGAGGAAACUCCUUGGUAUUCUGCAUUUGUUGAAGACCUGUCAAAGGAAAAGUUGUGGGAAAUAAUGGAGAAGCUGAUGGAAGUUUAUGAAGCAGAUUCCAAUGUGCAGUGCUAAAUUAAUUAAUUUUUGGGACCUGUUACCACAGUGUGAUAAUGUUGAACUCUUUCUCAAGAGAAAACAAUUUUGUUUUUAGUUUCAGAUGUAAAUGAACUACAAAACAACUUAUCUUGCAUAAGUUGUUCCUGUGCACUGUUCGAUUUUGUCUGCUUAUUGCAUAGUUACUCUCGAAGAAAGAUAAACAUGUUUUAUGUGAAAUUUCAGGGUCUAUGAAAGAAGUGCUCUUUUUUGCACAUUUAAGAUGCCAAGUUUGUGAUGUACACCAUGAACUAUAUAAGAAAUCUGCAUUUCUAGUUUUAACCAAGUGUACAAAUAAAAUUUUUAUACAUUUGUGACGGUUUGAAAUAUUAAUGCAUAUUGUUUAUACUGGACUGUUUUGUUUGUGGUGUAAAUAACUAAAAGUGACACUAUAGACUAAAAACAAAUUUUUGUGAGAAUAUGUCUUAAUUUCUCUAUUGAACGUCAGUGGCCGUAAUUGUUGAGACAACUUCAGGCUUUCAUUGUCUCUGGUUCCCCAUGAAGCAUGUAUCAUAUUUACCUGAGCAUAAGAUGACCUUGAUUAUAAAGUGAAAGUCUUUUUUUCGAAAAACAUUCUUGGGGAAAAUCUUCUUAACAUGUUCUUGCUAAUCAAAAUUAUAAACUGUUUUAUUGACAUAAA
Molecule: messenger RNA, 1831 nt
Organism: Schistocerca nitens (vagrant locust)
Lineage: Eukaryota; Metazoa; Arthropoda; Insecta; Orthoptera; Acrididae
Gene: koko
Product: cyclin-Q
Exons: 8
Coding region: 373-1170 (265 amino acids)
Biological process (GO): regulation of transcription by RNA polymerase II
Cellular component (GO): nucleus
Molecular function (GO): cyclin-dependent protein serine/threonine kinase regulator activity
Source: RefSeq, a predicted model, not a curated record